Messenger RNA from Gastrolobium bilobum, 1975 nucleotides. RefSeq lists its product as uncharacterized. The record is from RefSeq and is a predicted model, not a curated record. The transcript is spliced from 8 exons. NCBI's taxonomy places the organism in Eukaryota, Viridiplantae, Streptophyta, Magnoliopsida, Fabales, Fabaceae. The coding region runs from base 724 to 1470 and encodes 248 amino acids.
AAGAAAGAAAGGAAUGAGACAUAGAUAAAAGAAACUACCAAAUGGGCUUCACUGUAAUUUCGAGAAAAAAUACAGAGCUGUCAAAAAAAGCCCUAAGUCCGUGGUUCACCCCUCCAACCCUCAUUUCCAGGCCCUUUUUUUUAGCCCUCACGUGAUUGGGGUUAUUUUUUACCCUCACCCCAAUAACCCUCAUUAGUCAUUCCUUUUGGGUUAUGAAGGGGUCAACCGCGGGCUACCCAUUUUUUAUCAUAACCUAAUUUCCUAAUUUUACUUUCUGGUCUUCAUGCGAUUUUGCUUUUAUUUCUUCAAGAAUUGAACGUUCUUCUUCAACCGAUAUUUUUUUUCUUGUUCUUCACAUAGGCUGUUCGAUUGCUCUUCUGACAGAGAGAUUUUUGAUUCUGAAUGGAGUUUACUUGAUUCAGAAGCUGUGGUAACAUAGCGAGCAUUGAGCCAAAUUUUCAUGACUUGUACCUGAAAUUCCUGGAUAAAGUUAAUUCCAAGGCUUUAAACAAAGAGAUUGUCCAGGCAACUUAUGAAAAUUGCAAGGUUCUUUUAGGAUCAGAGCUCAUAUCUAGGGAGCUGGCUUGGGAAGUUAACAAUUGGCCGGAACCAAGUUCUGAGGGCUCGUGAAAUAGACCCAAAAUCUUUGAUUAUAGAGUUUUCAAGGUGAGCGAGCUAUGGGCUUGGUCGCUUGGACAUGCUUUUAGUUGAGUGAAGGUGGCGAUGGAGGUGGAGCAGAAUCUGCAACCCCUAUUUCCCUAUUGGAAGCCGCUUCUUCGAAGAUUCCGACCUGAUUCUCCUUUCUUCGCUCCGGGAAACCUCGAACGUGAACUUCUUGCUAAACAGGUUGCAUUGGAAUUAACAGAAAAGAAGGAACAGCCUGAGAAUUGGAUACAAGAGGAUGGAAGGGAAGUCUUUUGUCCCAUUGUUGGUUGUGGAGCACGCUUGACUUCAAUGGAGGACUUUGAAGAUCACUAUAAUGCAAGGCAUACUGCAUCCUGUUCUGUGUGUUCCAGAGUCUACCCAACAUCGCGUCUGCUCAGCAUACAUGUUUCUGAAGUGCAUGAUUCUUUCUUUCAGGCAAAAGUUGCACGUGGCUAUGAUGUGUAUGAAUGCUUAGUGGAAGGGUGUGGUUUGAAAUUCAAAAGCUACAAAAGUAGGCAGCAGCAUCUGGUUGACAAGCAUAAAUUCCCUGCCUCAUUUGAGUUUUGUAAGAAGGCUCGGCCUUCAAAGAAACACAGGCUGAAGUCGCAUCGAAAACAAGCUGCUCAUAAGGAUGAUGUUUCAGGAUUGAUGGAAGUGGAAAAUGCACCCAUAGAUGACCUUGUUUCAGCUGUCUCUAAAUUGAGCACUUCUGAUUCCACUCCUUCAUCUAUCAGCUUUGGGCGCCGCCACAAAGGCUUGUCAUUUGUCCCUCGAGCUGUUCAGCGUGGAAGUGGAUCAAACUCAGCAUCGUCCAUGACAAAUUGAUAAUAAGCUUGCACUCAAACCAAUCUGCAUGCUUAAUUGCUAAAUAAUGAAUCUUCAAAUGCUGCCCCAUUAUGAAAUCCCUGUGGAUGUCUUCUGUUCAAAGGUUGAAGAAGCUGAAUAUGUUGAAGAUUGGUAAAUAUAAUCAUGCUGGAGGAUGUUACAGCAUGUUAGUAUUAUCUUUUUGUGCUCCCACUUGGGGCCCUAAGUUUUCCUAACAUAGGCAAUGUGCCCAUGCGAAUAUCUCUGACACAUGAUGUGGAGAUUUUGAGCUCCUGUUUAGUUUGAUAUUGUAAUGUUAACUUCUCACCUCUUUACUGAAGAGCCACUUUGUGAUUAGAGUUGAAAGAAAUCACUCUUACAGCUUGUCAUAUCAUUGUAGCUUCGAAUGAACAUCAAGUUUGCAAACGGUGAUGGCUUCCUAUUUACAAGUAUUGUCAUUUGUACUCUUGUUAACUUUAGUGAUUACUGAAUAGCACCCGUAUAGGGAUCUGAGAUUUUUACUUUU